This is a messenger RNA of Helobdella robusta, 408 nucleotides long. RefSeq lists its product as hypothetical. The transcript has a single exon. NCBI's taxonomy places the organism in Eukaryota, Metazoa, Annelida, Clitellata, Rhynchobdellida, Glossiphoniidae. The record is from RefSeq and is a predicted model, not a curated record. Bases 1 to 408 code for a protein of 135 amino acids.
AUGGCUAAAAAUCUUUCCAAUGAAAACUUUGAGUUGAUAAUUUCCAAAACUUUGGAUAGAACUAAUGAAAAUUUCAUUAAAUGCCUCGAUAGAAUUCUAGAAAAAUCAAAUGAGAAUUUGGAAAAGGUCAUUACCCUUUCAAAUAGAAACCUAGAAAAAUUACUGGUAAAAUCCGACUCAAAUUUAACUAAAAUAAUUGAGUUGUCUAACGAAAACUUGCGUAAAACCACUGUCAAUUCCGAGACCCUGAUGAGUAAACUGUUUGAAACAACAGUCUUAAAAAUGGAAGCUAUUAGUAACAGCUUUGAGCGUGCAGUCAAGGGCAUGUCAGAUGCAGUUACUGACUGCAUGAAUCAGCUUCACAUGACUAUGUCAACUCUCGGCUCCACUGUUGCCCAAUGUCAAUAG